This is a messenger RNA of Thrips palmi, 1342 nucleotides long. Its product is annotated as fibrinogen-binding protein-like. The coding region runs from base 371 to 1342 and encodes 323 amino acids. The transcript has 5 exons. The record is from RefSeq and is a predicted model, not a curated record. Lineage: Eukaryota; Metazoa; Arthropoda; Insecta; Thysanoptera; Thripidae.
GCCCGCCUGCUCGCCGCGCCGCGCUGCCGUGCCCCGGCCCCGGCCAAACUCAGUCGAGACCGAACGAUCGAGCAGGUGAGGUUACGGACGACCGAACACCCACCUGUUGUUAGGCUGUGACCGCGAGCCAACAACGAAACGAACUGAGACACAAGAGUGGUGGUGUCGAACUAGAACGAAGCUCGACGGGCCCGUGGUGCUGUUAACAGUGUAUCCUGUGUGGUUGUGAGAUGAGCUAGCGCCCCCCUCCCCCUCCCCCCGAAAAGGCACCGCGCCGGUCGGGAGGUGUUCAGCCCCUGCCAGAUGCCACCUGAGGAUUUGGAUUUUGUCUCCUCGUUCGCCGGGAUAGCCGAAGUCGUCUCCUUCUCAUAUGGGGGUGCCGUCGAAGCCGCCUGAAUCCCCAGCAGCCACACAAUGGCCACACUCGCCGCCCGAGCUCCCAGCGAGGAAAGGUUCACCCUGCCUGCGUUCGCGCCGCCGAUGCUCGGACUCGGUGCCGGCCGGCGGCGAGGGCCUGGUGGGUGACGCGUCCCGGUCUUCCCUGGACGGCGACGACUUCCGCCUCGUGUUCAUCAGCAGCGACUCCAGCUCGCGCGACGAGGACGAGCCGCACUCGGACGACGACGAGGAUGACGACGAGGACGACGACGACGUGGGCGACUGCCUGUCCACCUCGUCGGGCGGCGCAGGCCCCGCGCUGGAUGACUGCGACUGGGACUACUUCGAGCCCAGCGUGGCGGCGCGCGACGAGUCCCCGCUGUCGACGCCCACCCCCAUCGCGAUGACGCCCGUGGCGCGGCGGCAGCGCGCCAGGGCGUUUCUGGACGGGUCGCCGUCGUCGUCGGACUGCUCCAGCAGCGGCUCCAGCGUCGCCGAGGACAACGACAACGGCGUGGUGUUGGUGACCUUCCGCCAGAUCAAGGACGACGCCAAGCAAGCAGACGACGCGAGCGACAAGGUGGACGCAGCAGACGACGCGUCGGACGAUGCGGCCGAAGACGACGGCGGCAGCGAGCGGAGCAGUAGCGAAGAGACGGCCGGCGCGGCCGAGCGGCCGGGACACGAGGAGGCCGAAGACGAGAAGAGUUCGUGCGCGUCGACGUCGUCGGACGAGGACACGAACGUGGAGCUGGACAGCGUCGACAGCGUGGAAGACGACGACGAUUCCGACGACGAGGCGGUGUCCAGGACGUACCGGCUGCGCGACGGCGCCACCCUGACCCAAGAGCUGGACGACUCGAGCAGCAGCCGCAGCAGCAGUAGUGCGAGCGACGCGCUGGACGCGUGCUCUGCGCCGAGGCACGACGAGGAAGACUCGGACAGCGCGCCGUUCAGAGUGUAG